CUGCAAAAGUCGAAGAAGUCCAAACUGUAAAGGAUGGCUGCAAUUUGGUUCCUGUAUUGUGUCAGGAAUUUGGCUUUGAAUGCAAAUUGAAUCAAAUUUCUCCCGUCUCUGGAAGGAGGGUGAGGGUGUAAAGGUUGGAAUUAAAUGGUAUAGGAUGCAAAAAGUGUAGUCUGGCCAUUCAAAAAUCAGAGCCUAAAUGCACGCAACAUAACUCUUCAGAGGCAAGUGGGGGAAUAACAGAAUCGUAGAGCUGGAAGGGGCCUCUAAGGCCAUCGAGUCCAACCCCCUGCUCAAUGCAGGAAACCAAUUUAAAGCAACCCCAACAGAUGGUUACAUAUUGUAUUUGCACUGGUCAACCAGUUUUUAAAAUCCUCCCAUCCCAUUUUUCACAUGAAUUAAGGCCUGAGUUAGAAAGCCCAAAAACUCCUCUCUUGUAUUAGCUGUUCCUUCCCCCCCUUUUUUUCUUUUGAGGGGGAAUGUGGGGAAGCUCACAGCUACACUUCAGUCCCUAAUUUCCCCAUAGUUUCCUAAGGGCUGGAGCGUUGCUUCAAAAUUAACUAGGAAGUCGCAUCGGGUCUAGACAAUAGACUGGUCGGUCUACCGCUCUUUUUUUAAGUAUAUGGAUGAGAGCUCCUCCUCUUAGAAGGAAAGAAGGGACGGGGGGACCCAGAAUGCUAUGCGAAGGGAGCCAUGAAUGGGUUAAACAGCUGUGUGGAGGGGAGGGGCCCUCUCCAUUGUCAGCAGGAGCUGUGUUUAAAGGGACUGAAGGCAGGCAGUGGAUGCACGGCGACGCGCUGAGGACUAGGAUCGUACCCAGUGCGGGGGGAGGGAGUUGCGGUGGCGAGCACAAGGUGGGCGUGGGGGUGAAAGGGGGGAAAGUGCCUGUCCUUUAACCCCCCCCAAAGGGCAGGAUGAGUUCCCAAGAAGAGCAGCCUCAAUCCGAUGCAGCUGCCACCCCAUCGUCCCCCGAUGAUGAUGGAAUGACCUGGUGGUACAAGUGGUUAUGCCGGCUGGCUGGCAUCAUCGGAGGCAUCUCAUGUGCCCUCGCUGGUCUCUUUAACUGCGUGACCAUCUACCCGCUCAACAUUGCAGCUGGCGUUUGGAUGAUGUUGAACGCCUUCGUCCUCAUCCUGUGUGAGGCCCCCUUUUGCUGCCAGUUCGUCGAGUUUGCAAACGCCGUGUCAGCUAAGGCUGACAAGCUCCACCCGUGGCAGAAAGCCGCCUUCUACUGUGGGAUGGCCGUGUUCCCAGUCAUAUUGAGCCUGACGCUAACAACGUUAAUAGGCAAUGCCAUUGCAUUCGCAACAGGAGUGCUCUACGGACUUUCGGCGUUAGGCAAAAAGGGAGACGCCAUUGCAUAUGCAAGGAUGCAGCAGUUGCAACGGAAGCCAGCGAACGACGAGGGGCUAACGGGAGCCGUCGAAGCGCAGGCAAUGUGAGGCUUCCGUCAUUUUAAGGCUGGCCCUUCCCAUCUGGGCCAUCGAAAAGCAAGCCGUGGGAAUUCACGCCGGCAGUAAAACUGACCUUGGAAGCCCAUGCUGUGAAACUCUUCCAAAAACUCCUGUUCCAAUCCAGGAGAGAGAGUGCAAAAUGAAAAUGCACCCUUCCCUUCACUCCCCAGAACAUUUUUUUUUAAUUACAUUACUGUGACACUGUGAAUCUUUUAAACUGCAGCUUUAAGAGGGUGGGGUUUAAAGUGGGGCUCCUACCCCCACCACCACCCUGCUCCAUUCUCAGGUUGGAGAGGAGCCAAAGAGGGUGAAAAACCCCAUUCAUUACAUGGCUGGGAUGUAGUCUCCGUUCGGCAGUCAAAAUGCUGCUUGACAACAGCCUUUGGUACAGUUUUUGUGGGUCAAGAAUGGUACUUCUGAGAUCAUCUGAUGCUGUGUUCUAGGCCUUGAUUUUUAUUGUUGAAAGUCUGGGGUGAUGGGGAAGCCAUUGGGGGGGGGUAAGGGCAUCAAAUGAAUACUAGGACCAUGGCGUUAUAUCUUUGAGCAACCGGCUGCACUCUGAUUUUGCAUUCUCUUCGUGUUAUGAACUUUGGGGGUGUUGAUGAACUUUGAUGCCUGGGACUUUUCCAAAAGUGUAGGCUCUCUCUUUCUGUGUAACACAGAGACCUUCCCUCCCCCUCCUCCCUCGGUGGGUUUUUCGAUGACAUUUCUUCAGUAAUUUCAGAACUUGACAAACCAUGUGCUGAUCUGUAAGAUGCAUUUUCUGAGGGGGGAGAAAUAGUGUGAAGAUAUUUGCUUUGUUCGUAUUUUGUAGUCCCCCCCCCCUCUAGGAUUUUCCAGCAGUGCAGGAGAAAAAAAAUAGCUUUUGGUGCAGAAAAAGAGGAGAGCUUUUCGUAGGGAUCCCUGAGGCUGGAUCCAAAGGGCGGAAAGGGUGGGGACUUGCUGCAUCCCUAUGCCUGGCAAACACCCCUCCUCCUCGAAUAGCACUGCCACCAGUGGAGGUUGGUCUGCUGGGCAAAUGGGGCACUGCCCCACCAACUUCACUCUGCCCUUGGCCAGCCCCCCCUGCCUUCUUACUUACCCGUCUAGCGGGUAGCAUUGCCUGUCAGCUUGCCCUUCCUUCGUCUCACUGUUGCCUCGUCAGGCAGGAUUUUGGGGUGGGUUAGGUUUUUACUGUUAUGGUUUUAAAUUUUAACGUUUUAAUGUAUUGUUUUUUAUCUUGUACGUCGCCCAGAGUGGCUGGACAACCAGCCAGAUGGGUGACUAAUAAAUUUAACAAAUAAAUAAAUAAAUAAAUAGAACUCAGCAGGGAGGAGGAUGCGGGCAAAACUAAAUUAGUUGGUUCCGCCUGUCGUUGGCUCCAGACUCCACCUACAGUUGUGCUCCCAGUCUUCUGCCCUGACCCUCCCAAUGGACACCAGCCACCACCGGCUGCCGCUCUCACUUUGCACCAAAGAAAGUCAGAAGUGGCAUGAGCGAAUUCUUGGUUUACGAACUCCCAAAUCCUUCCAGGUUAUGCGGGGGGCAUUCUGAGCACCCCCUCCCCCCAAGAAAUCCUUGAGCCUUGGGGAUAAGCAUUUUUGUACCUAUAAAAGGACAAAGGUUCCGUAACGCAGUACCCAAAAAGGGCUCACGCAUUUGACUAGUUAGUGUUUCCGUUUGCUUUUGUAACUUGGAAAAGCUCCUCUGCCCUGAAGAUUUUACAAUCUCAGUCUUCUCUGUCGGUGCUUCCUUUUGUUUUCCAACACGAGAAUUCUGCUCUUCCUAUUUAUACACUGUAGGUUUACAUUUAAUUUAUUAUCGCUAUUCCUUCUAAUUUGCUCUGAGGAACAGAAUAUUAUUUGGACUUCAUUUAAGACUGUUCUAAUGGGGAUCUAUUCUCCUUGGGUAUGGGACAUGCAGUUGAGAUCUCAUUUCUUGGGAAACAACUGAUGCUUCGUAGCCUUAGUUCACUCACUUCUGAGGAAGAGAUGGGGUUAGUUAUUUGAGAACUGGGGCAAAAAAUGCUGUGAAGUACUAAUUUAGUCUUUAGAUGUAGUUGAUGUAGAGGUGUGUGAGAAUUUUACUUGCCAGCUGCAGUGUUGCAUUCCACCAGUAGGGGGUCAAUAUUUUCAAUGGCGUUAUGGAAAGGAAGUGAUUGGACAGGAUGGUUCCUUUAGCAGGAAACACAUUGGUAGAGAGGCUCAUCUUCCUUGUUGAACUGCACACUUUCAGAGGAAGGGACCUUUUGGGGGGGGGGGGGCUUGCCUCUGAAGUUUCAAAGAUCAAACAAAACUAGUUUGGUGCCAUUUUUUCUCUCUUUUGAAAGAUCCUAAAGAAUAAACUGGUCUCUUCUCAGGGGCGGAUACUUUUCCUGAAUAAGAGUCCUACCGUUCUCAGAGACAGGAUUCUGCAUGGGGACCUUUUCUUUUUUACUGUACUGUAAAACUUCUUGCACACGUAACUACUUGUUCUUUCCCCCCGGAAGCGUAUUGUGCAGUAAUUGCUGGUUUUUCUUUAGGUGCUUUUGACAUGUAAGAAACACAUAAUUGCAAUAACCAACACCAUCUUCUAAGCAGAUGCAAUCAUUUAAUUCAAGAAUCUCCUUCUGGGAUUUGAAUUAUCCUGUAAUUAGUCAUGGGUUGAGAGAUCAUGUAUCCUGUAAUGCAGGAGUGGAGAAAAAUUUCCAGCCCUUCUCAUCAACCUUCCGGGGACCGCAUGCUAGUGGUGGAAAGGGCCAGAGGCAAGCAUCUCCUCCUGCUCAAGAAUCUACAGUUAACAAUGCUGGCUUGCGUCAGUUCCAUGCUGUUCUGUGGUGAAAGUUUUGAUCCAAGUAAACCAAUUUUUUUUAUAAUAUAGAGAAUCUCUUGGCAUCCACCAGUUUAUGAGCUGCCUAAAAGCUGGUCCUCUUUGUGUGUGUAUGCAGUGAAUAAAAAGACCAUUCUACCUCUGGUAAGAACUUUA
This is a messenger RNA of Rhineura floridana, 4394 nucleotides long. RefSeq names its product calcium channel flower domain containing 1 (gene CACFD1). Gene Ontology annotation, biological process: vesicle-mediated transport. NCBI's taxonomy places the organism in Eukaryota, Metazoa, Chordata, Lepidosauria, Squamata, Rhineuridae. The coding region runs from base 912 to 1439 and encodes 175 amino acids. The record is from RefSeq and is a predicted model, not a curated record. The transcript is spliced from 5 exons. Gene Ontology annotation, cellular component: membrane.